Lathyrus oleraceus (garden pea) is the source of this 576-nucleotide messenger RNA. RefSeq lists its product as uncharacterized. The record is from RefSeq and is a predicted model, not a curated record. Lineage: Eukaryota; Viridiplantae; Streptophyta; Magnoliopsida; Fabales; Fabaceae. The transcript has a single exon. Bases 1 to 576 code for a protein of 191 amino acids.
AUGGCGAAUUCAAACCAUCCAGAUAGUGCGAACCCUCAGAAUAUGUCAACUAAUAGUGGUGAUCCACCCCCAGUUCUUCCGAUGGGGGGACCAACGGUUCUAGCAACUGUUUCUGAACCUAUAGCGUCAAUGGCAAGUUCGAUGCCUACGAAUUCGAUUGCUCACACGGGGCCUAUCCUGAAUUUUAUUAGGCCAAGGGGCCCUCCACAGACUCCCCCACCAAUAGGGACUUCUAUGUUUACACCUUUUAUGCCUCCUAGGUUUUCGAUGCCGUCAAGUGGUCGAGAUCAACCCUACGGAAUUCCAACUUCGAUGAUGGCAAACUUACAAAGCGCCCUUCCAGUAUUUUCAGAACCUGUGAUGACUUCGCCGUUACAGGGACCGGGUUCUGGGGCGAACAUGGGUCGAAAUACCCAGCCCUUAGGAAUGGGAUAUUCUACCCGUACGCCAAACUUGACGAAUAACUUUGCUGCAGUCAUCAGACAACAAAUGGAUGAGAGUAACCAUGGCAUAGUUCAGAUGUUGGCCCAAACUAUGGGGACAAUCCUUAAUCCUCUAAUCCAAAAUACUACCUAG